Zalophus californianus (California sea lion) is the source of this 4296-nucleotide messenger RNA. RefSeq names its product RNA polymerase I subunit B (gene POLR1B). The coding region runs from base 1 to 3408 and encodes 1135 amino acids. Gene Ontology annotation, cellular component: RNA polymerase I complex; nucleus. Gene Ontology annotation, biological process: DNA-templated transcription. NCBI's taxonomy places the organism in Eukaryota, Metazoa, Chordata, Mammalia, Carnivora, Otariidae. The record is from RefSeq and is a predicted model, not a curated record. The transcript is spliced from 15 exons. Gene Ontology annotation, molecular function: ribonucleoside binding; DNA binding; DNA-directed RNA polymerase activity.
AUGGAUCCGGCCGGCCGGUGGCAGAAUCUGCCCAGCGGGCCUAGCCUAAAGCACUUAACUGACCCGUCUUACGGGGUUCCGCGGGAGCAGCAAAAGCCAGCGUUGCAGGAACUGACGCGGGCGCAUGUUGAGUCCUUCAACUACGCUGUGCGCGAGGGGCUCAGCCACGCGGUGCAGGCUAUCCCUCCCUUUGAAUUUGCUUUCAAAGAUGAGCGGAUCUCUCUUACUAUCGUGGACGCUGUCAUCAGUCCACCCAUGGUUCCCAAAGGGAACAUCUGCAAAGAACUCAACAUUUAUCCAGCCGAAUGCCGGGGUCGGAGGAGCACCUAUCGGGGCAAGCUGACCGCUGAUAUCAGCUGGGCAGUGAAUGGAAUCUCCAGAGGAAUCAUUAAACAGUUUCUUGGCUACGUUCCCAUCAUGGUGAAGUCUAAGCUUUGCAACUUACACAACCUUCCCCCCAAAGCCCUCAUUGAGCACCAUGAGGAAGCAGAGGAAAUGGGAGGCUAUUUUAUAAUCAAUGGCAUUGAAAAAGUCAUCCGAAUGUUGAUUAUGCCUCGGAGGAAUUUUCCCAUUGCAAUGAUAAGACCAAAAUGGAAAACCAGAGGGCCUGGCUAUACUCAGUAUGGCGUCUCAAUGCACUGUGUGAGGGAGGAACAUUCUGCAGUCAAUAUGAACCUUCACUACUUGGAAAAUGGCACUGUUAUGUUGAACUUUAUUUAUCGGAAAGAACUGUUUUUUCUUCCUUUGGGAUUUGUACUUAAGGCACUUGUCAACUUCUCCGAUUAUCAGAUUUUUCAGGAGCUCAUCAAAGGCAAAGAGGAGGACUCUUUCUUUAGGAACUCCGUUUCUCAGAUGUUAAGGAUCGUCAUGGAAGAGGGUUGUUCCACACAAAAACAGGUCCUUAACUAUCUAGGUGAACGCUUCAGAGUAAAGCUCAGUCUUCCUGACUGGUGUCCAAAUGAACAAGCUGCAGAGUUUCUGUUUAACCAGUGCAUCUGUAUCCACUUGAAAUCCAAUACUGAAAAGUUUUACAUGCUUUGUCUCAUGACCCGGAAGCUCUUUGCUUUAGCCAAAGGAGAGUGCAUGGAGGACAAUCCUGAUAGUUUAGUGAAUCAGGAAGUCCUGACGCCCGGUCAGCUCUUCCUUAUGUUUCUGAAGGAAAAAAUGGAAUCUUGGUUAGUGUCUAUUAAAAUAGCUCUAGACAAGAGGGCUCAGAAGACGAAUGUGUCCAUAAACACUGAAAAUUUGAUGAAGAUUUUUAACCUGGGAACAGACCUUACAAAACCAUUUGAAUAUCUUCUUGCUACUGGGAAUCUGCGUUCCAAAACAGGUCUUGGCUUCCUGCAAGAUUCUGGCCUUUGCGUUGUGGCUGAUAAGCUGAACUUCGUACGCUAUCUCUCCCAUUUCCGCUGUGUGCACAGAGGGGCCGAUUUUGCCAAGAUGAGGACCACCACGGUGCGCAGGCUGCUGCCGGAGUCCUGGGGCUUCCUGUGUCCCGUGCACACCCCAGACGGGGAGCCCUGUGGCCUCAUGAACCACUUGACCGCUGUGUGCGAGGUCGUCACACAGCGUGUGCACACGGCCUCUGUUCCCGCCUUGCUCUGCAGCCUGGGGGUCACUCCGGUUGACGGAGCUCCACAUCGACCAUACAGCGAGUGCUACCCCGUCCUGCUGGAUGGCGUCAUGGUUGGCUGGGUGGAUAAGGAGCUUGCUCCUAGCACUGCAGAUUCUCUUCGACAUUUUAAGGUGUUGAGAGAAAAAAGAAUUCCUCCUUGGAUGGAAGUGGCCCUUAUCCCCAUGACAGGAAAACCAAGUCUGUACCCAGGAUUGUUCCUGUUUACCACUCCUUGUAGACUGGUGCGGCCCGUGCAGAACUUGGAAUUAGGCAAAGAAGAACUAAUUGGAACUAUGGAGCAGAUCUUCAUGAACGUUGCCAUCUUUGAGGAGGAGGUUUUGGCUGGAGUUAGCACUCACCAGGAGCUCUUCCCUCACAGCCUGCUGAGUGUGAUCGCCAACUUCAUCCCUUUCUCCGAUCACAACCAGAGUCCCCGGAACAUGUACCAGUGCCAGAUGGGGAAGCAAACCAUGGGCUUUCCACUUCUCACUUACCAAGCUCGGUCAGAUAAUAAACUGUACCGUCUUCAGACUCCACAAAGCCCUUUAGUGAGACCAUACAUGUAUGAUUAUUAUGACAUGGAUAACUAUCCAAUUGGGACAAAUGCCAUCGUUGCUGUUAUUUCUUAUACUGGCUACGAUAUGGAAGAUGCCAUGAUCGUGAAUAAGGCCUCCUGGGAACGAGGCUUUGCCCAUGGAAGUGUCUACAAGUCUGAGUUCAUAGAUCUGUCUGAAAAAAUUAAACAAGGAGAUGAUAGUCUGGUGUUUGGAGUCAAACCUGGUGACCCGCGGGUUUUGCAGAAGUUAGAUGAUGAUGGGUUGCCGUUUAUUGGAGCCCAGCUACAGUAUGGAGACCCGUAUUACAGCUACCUAAACCUCAACACCGGGGAGAGCUUUGUGAUAUACUAUAAGAGUAAAGAAAAUUGCAUUGUGGAUAACAUCAAAGUGUGUAGUAAUGACACUGGCAGUGGGAAAUUCAAGUGUAUUUGCAUCACGAUGAGAGUCCCUCGGAACCCAACUAUCGGAGAUAAAUUCGCUAGUCGCCACGGGCAGAAGGGCAUCUUGAGCAGGUUGUGGCCAGUUGAGGACAUGCCUUUCACUGAGAGUGGGAUGGUCCCAGACAUCCUGUUCAAUCCUCACGGUUUUCCCUCCCGCAUGACCAUCGGGAUGUUAAUUGAAAGUAUGGCAGGGAAGUCUGCUGCUCUGCAUGGUCUCUGCCAUGAUGCAACACCCUUCACCUUUUCAGAGGAGAACUCGGCCUUAGAGUACUUUGGUGAGCUGUUAAAAGCCGCUGGCUACAACUUCUAUGGCACCGAGAGGUUGUAUAGUGGCAUCAGUGGCAUAGAACUGGAAGCAGACAUUUUCAUAGGCGUGGUUUAUUAUCAGCGUUUACGCCACAUGGUUUCAGACAAAUUCCAGGUUAGAACCACGGGAGCCAGAGACAAAGUCACGAACCAGCCUAUUGGGGGAAGAAAUGUCCAGGGUGGAAUCCGUUUUGGGGAAAUGGAGCGGGAUGCUCUUUUAGCUCAUGGUACAUCUUUUCUCCUUCAUGACCGCCUCUUCAACUGUUCGGAUCGCUCAGUAGCCCAUGUGUGCGUGCAGUGUGGUAGUUUACUCUCUCCGCUGCUGGAGAAGCCACCCCCUUCUUGGUCUGCCACACGCAACAGAAAAUACAACUGUGCUUUGUGUGAUCGCAGUGACACCGUCGACACUGUUUCUGUGCCUUACGUUUUCCGGUAUUUUGUAGCUGAACUGGCAGCUAUGAACAUCAAGGUGAAACUGGACGUCAUUUAACUUGAUGUGGCCUUUUGGGUUAGGAGAACUCUCAGAUUAAAACCAAAUAUACCUUGAGCUCAGUGAAGAUAUGACUUGGUUACUCUGGAGUCUUUUUCAAGGGUGUUCAAGUUUUCCACCAAGACCUGGCAACUAAGAAUUCAGGAUUUCUGAGUCUGACCAGUAUGGUAACGACUGAAGUUGAUUUUCAGUAUAUUUGUUAAAAAAUUCCACAAGUAUCUUCUUUAAAAAUGAUACACUGAUAGAAGGAUAUAUAGGGAAGUCUUUCCAGCCCCAGAGUCUUUGUACCUUACUUUCAGUGGGCAGUGACCGUCGAACAUUUUUCCAUCUAGAACCGAGCAAUCCAGUACAAAUACCAUGCAAGUCACAUAUGUAAUUUUAUAUUUGCUUAUACCCACAUUAAAGUAAAAACCAAAAGUAGCUCCAUUGAAGUGUAAUUGUUACACAAAACUGUGCAUAGUUAACGUGUACAAUUUGAUGGGUUUGAGCAUACGCAUACACCUGUGAAAUGAUCACCACCAUCGAGGUAGUAAACAUCACCUCCAAAAGAUUCCUUGUGCACUUUGGGGUUGUGUGUGUUUUUGGUAAAAACACUGAAUUUGCUAUCUACCCUCUUUACAAAUGUUUAGGUGUACAAUAGAGUAUUGUUAACUACAGGCAGAAUUGACUCAUCUUGUAUAAGUGGAGCUUUACACCUGUUCAAUAGCAACUCCCCAUUUCCCUCCCACCAGCUCCUGGUAGCCAUCACUCUAGGCUAUGAGUUUGACUCUUUUAGAUACCUCAUAUAAGUGAGAUCAUGCAGUAUUUGUGCUUCUGUGAUGGGCUUACUUCACUUAGCAUAAUGGCCUUCAGGUUUAUCCAUGUUGUUGCAUAUGGCAGGAUUUCCUU